GGAUCUGGAGUCAUGUGGGUUUGAAAUUGUGGUUCCUGAAUACAGUGAUGCUUCUGAUGGUAGUAAUGAUGAUGAUGUGCCUCAGUUAAUCACCAUUGUAAUCAAUGGUGAUUGUGCAUCGAGGGCAUUGAAAGCAGCUGAGGAUGUGCAUGAUGACAAGAAUGAGUCUGAUGAUGAAAGCUUGAAGAAGAGUAAGAGGGCGAGAAAAGGGACAGACGAAAGCCAUAAGAAGCUAAAAGGGUCAGACACAAGCAGUAAGAAGUCUAAGGAGAAGAAGAAGAAGGAUAAGGAACAAAAUUUGGUUUCUGUAAUUGGAUCUAUUGUCGAGGAAAAUGACAAUGUAGUUACCGCUAAUGGUGUGGGAAACGGGGAUCUGAUGUCUGCUGAUGGAAAGAGUUUGAAUGAUGAAUUGGAGAGCGGUAGGAAUGAUUUGACUUUGAAUGAGUCUGUGAUAUCAAAUCUUCAGAAGCAAUUUGAGAAGGUUGCAGCUGAAGCUGGGUCAUAUAGAGAUGAUGAUACAGAUUCAUGUGAUACACCAAAAAUUACAGUCAAUAGAAUAUCACAAAAGAAGAGGAAGGUUGCUAAGACUGCAGAUGGGCACGACACUGACAACUUAGACAUGAGUGGUCAAGGAGAUGACAGACUCGAUAAUGCUGCAAAGAGCGUCGAGAAAAGUGCAAAGAAGGUUAGGUUUGCAAUGAAAAAUAACUUGGUCUGGAAGCCACACAGUCCAUUGCCUUCUGAAAGUUUGAGACUACCACCAUCCGUUACUCCUAGAGGUAGUGCUCUGAAGAAGGGGGUGCCUCCGGGUCCCAUAAGGGAGAUGCCUCCUCCCAAGAAAAAGAAAAAGAAGCUGAAGACAGGGCGGAAGAUGUUGAAGAGUGCAUCACCUGCCCAGAAACAAAAGAAUCAGAUACAAACUGGGUCUAUUUGAUGUUCAGAUGAUAAGUUGAAGAUAACUGGAGAAUUUAAGAUAGAACACAGCAUGUUGGACUCACCUACGCCGUGCUCUCCCCAGUCUGUCCUUGGAGGUUUCUCGUUAACGUGCAAUGUCGAUCAGCGCAGCAGUAUCCGAGCUUUAUGAACUAAUUAGAGAAGAAAGAUGACAAACUGACCAUUUCCAUUUUUCGUUUGUUGUGCUUGGGAGACCAAUUGUAUCAUAUACUUUAUUCUUCUCUCUCUCUCUCUCUACCCACAUGUUGUCUCAAUUAAUCCAAAAUUUCUUUGAGCAUACUUCUUUAUAGUCACUUCUGAGGCUGCACAAGGGAAUGUUACAAACUUUUGAAGCUACUUUUUAUUUAAUAGAUAUUUAUGGGGAGCAUUUCUC
Olea europaea var. sylvestris is the source of this 1327-nucleotide messenger RNA. RefSeq lists its product as uncharacterized. Gene Ontology annotation, cellular component: preribosome, small subunit precursor; preribosome, large subunit precursor; nucleus. The record is from RefSeq and is a predicted model, not a curated record. The transcript is spliced from 2 exons. Bases 377 to 934 code for a protein of 185 amino acids. Lineage: Eukaryota; Viridiplantae; Streptophyta; Magnoliopsida; Lamiales; Oleaceae. Gene Ontology annotation, biological process: rRNA processing.